Messenger RNA from Hyalella azteca, 1556 nucleotides. RefSeq lists its product as uncharacterized. The coding region runs from base 119 to 1018 and encodes 299 amino acids. NCBI's taxonomy places the organism in Eukaryota, Metazoa, Arthropoda, Malacostraca, Amphipoda, Hyalellidae. The transcript is spliced from 2 exons. The record is from RefSeq and is a predicted model, not a curated record.
CUGAAACUCUUGUUAAUUCUGCGUGCAGAAAGUUUAUAUUCUAAGGUAAAACCUGAUUUUUACAUUUGGACGUCAUUUUUUAUUUAGUGAUAAAUAUUUUAAUACUAAAAUUAGGAAGAUGGAGAGCAACAGGCCAUGGUGGGCUAGAUGUGACGUUAGGUAUACCGCUCUGAUCGUGCCUCUCUCGUUUAUCCUGAUAGUUUUGGGUAUCGUGGCGAACAAGCAUGCUGGUGACCCACAUUACAAGUAUCCUGUCGGAUUGCUCGUCAGUAUCAUCAUUACAACUGCAUUCGUCAUUGUGUUGUUAACUUUCUGCGUUAUAAAGUGCUUGUAUAGCCACUUCGUAUGGUCGAAUCACGACAGACACAAUGCAACUGGUUCCUCCAUUGAGUUACAGCCGAUUAAUUUGGCCCCUAGUGCCUCUUGCUCAAAUGCGGUACGUCAACGCGGGUCGCAACAGGAAUUAGCCGACGGGAAUGCUUGUAAUAAUGUGGCACAGAGACCUCCGAGUUACGAAGAUCUCGAAAGUAUGGCACGAUCAACUAAUGACACAUCGUUCCUGUCAUGCCAAGCCGCUGCCUUGGAACGUGAGGCACAGGCGCAACCUCAGCAGCAGGUGGUUAAUCGUACGGGAGGCAAUACAGUAAGUCCAUCAACGGCUGCGAAUGAAACGGAAGUCGAAACUUUAUCUGGAAAUGUGUCGGGACUCUGUUCCGCCCGUGACGAGGCGAGUGGAGACGAACGCCUUGCACCCUCUUCCACCCGUGACGAGGCGAGUGGAGACGAACGCCUUGCACCCUCUUCGACCCGUGACGAGGCGAUUGGAGACGAACGCCUUGCACCCUCUUCGACCCGUGACGGGGCGAGUGGAGACGAACGCCUUGCACCCUCUUCGAACCGUGACGGGGCGAGUGGAGACGAACGCCUUGCAUCCUCUUCGAACCGUGACGGGGCGAGUGGAGACGAACGCCUUGCAUCCUAUUCCACCCAGCGUUCAGAGGAGACGAAAUUUUAUUAGCAGGCUAAAACAGCAAUCAAAUGAACUUAAUUCUCACUGAAUUUGCCCACUUAAGUAAAUCCACGUUUUCGACGUCGCACUGCAGAAAUAGAGCUGGUCCAAGGAACGCUUGGAACUUCUUUUAUAAUUGACGUUUUGUGAAGUUCUUCUAUCAGUAAUUUUUACAAGAGUAUCAAUAGCCCCCUUUUAUUUUCAAUGCCUGUUUUAGGCAGGUCAGUGUAAGUAUCCUUUCAAAUUUUUAGGCUUCUCUGUCGAUUCUAGGCUGCUAGCAUAGGUGACAAGUUGGAUCGGUUAAUUAUUUGGCUGUCAAAUUUGUCAAGGUAACGUGUAUUUUUCUGAAUAUUUUUAAUUCACCUUCAAAUUAAAAAAAAUACUAACCGUUUAAGUUCGUUUGCACAUAUUUCGCCCUCUUCUUUUUUGUUCAAACCAUAAUGAAAGUGAACUGUGUAUAUUUAAGAGAAUUGCUGAGUGAUUAAUAUGGAACUGUUUUAUUUGAAGUUAUGCGUGUAUGUUAUAGGCCAAUUUUAAAUAUUAUAAG